AUGUUUUACGAUUGGAGUGCUUUUUGGCGAGCAACUGCUGCAGGCAUAUUUACAUACUCGACGAUUCAUCAUAUUUUAGCUAGAUUUAUUUCACGUAAAGAUGCACGGCAUCAUUGGAAACGUAUUAAUAUAGCAACAUCAUUUAUUCAUUCUAUUCUUGCAUCUAUUAGUAGUAUUUAUGUUUUCAUUGAAAAUCCUGCUAUGUGUACAACGGAUAUAAUUUCAUCGUUUACGCCAAAUGCUUAUUCUUAUAUUUCCUUCGAACUUGGUUAUUUUAUUUUUGAUUCAAUUGAUAAUCUACGACAUCCAUCCGGUCGACACACAUACGAAAUUCUUUUACAUCAUAUCACUAUUAUUGGAUGUUUUGGUAUUUCACUUUAUCUAGGUCGCUAUAUUGGUUAUUGUGUUAUUAGUUUAUUUAUUGAAAUUAAUAGUAUUUUUUUACAUUUACGACAAUUAUUUUUACUUUUCAAUAAAUCUAAAUACGAUAGAAUUUAUCGUAUUAAUAAUAUUAUAAAUUUAAGUACAUUUGUGGUGUUUCGUUUUGGUGCUGUUAUAUUUAUGUUUAUAUGGUUAAUAAUGAAUCGAUCGAAUGUACCAUUAAUUCUUUCCUUUAUUGGACAUUCAGGCUUGGCAAUAAUGACAAUAAUUAAUUGUUAUUUACUUUAUCGAUUGUUAAAAAGUGAUUUUUCAGUUAAAAAUGAGUAA
Rotaria sp. Silwood1 is the source of this 708-nucleotide messenger RNA. The record is from the annotation of a GenBank genome assembly. Lineage: Eukaryota; Metazoa; Rotifera; Eurotatoria; Philodinida; Philodinidae.